This is a messenger RNA of Histoplasma capsulatum G186AR, 231 nucleotides long. RefSeq lists its product as uncharacterized. The record is from RefSeq and is a predicted model, not a curated record. The transcript is spliced from 3 exons. The coding region runs from base 1 to 231 and encodes 76 amino acids. Lineage: Eukaryota; Fungi; Ascomycota; Eurotiomycetes; Onygenales; Ajellomycetaceae.
AUGCCCAAUCAACACAGAAUCCUCGGCAAGCUCGGCAACCACGGCCGCCGCCCGCAUGUGGUUGUUCGCGGCAGCAACCUUGGAAUUGCUGAUUUGUGGAGCCGCCAGCAAGCGAAAAAUUUUGUUGGCCUGCAGACCAGCAAUGCAAAUCCCAGCUCUGGAAGCGUCCUGGUCGGUAAUUUUGGGUUGGAGGGGGGAUGGCAGUGCCGAGGCCAGCCAAAACGUCAUUGA